AUGAACAAAUUGAUCCUCAACAUUCAGUUCUCACAGCAGGUUAAGUUCAAAAUUGCUUUUGAUGCUUCGAAUUAGAAGACAUUUGAGUAAUUAAAGCAAAUAUGCGUUCAAAGAUUAGAAUCCUUCUAUAAAGUAAAUAUAACAUUUAAAAUAGAUAUCUCCUGAUAAUGUUAAGGAUACAUUGCCAAAUACUUUUGAUCCUUCAUAAUAUCAUCUAACAGAUUAAACUAGCUUUAUUCUAAGCGAUCAAGAUGUUGUUGAAGAUUUAUGUUCAAACAAUGAAUUAAUACAUCUUGUGUUCAAUUAAUCAUUAUCAGCCUCUAUUUUGGAUCCACUUAAAAUGUCUAGUUCAUUUGGGAGUCAACAAAAUACUCAAGCAACCUAAUAAACAUAAUAACAAUAGUAAAGUUCUUCUAUACCUCCUCCGCAACAGAUUUAACCCCCUCCAUAGUAAUAAUAAGUCCCAAUCCCUGUUUAAGCUCAAAUUAAGCCUUAGUAAGUAGAUGAUGGCAUGUUAGAUGAAAUAGGAAAGAGUGAACUAAAAAGGAAAUUCUAUUUAGAUACAUCAAAAUGGAAUUUAGUUUAAUAAAUCCAAAGUGAUGUAGAGAUAAGCAUUAAAUUUUUAUAAGCAGAAAACUAGACAACUUAAUACAACAUUGGAUGUUCUUUAGAAGAUACUCUAUACAAUUUAUCAAUAAAGAUUUGCAAUUAACUUUAAUUGCCCCAAGAAUAAAAUCAUGCCAUUUUGUAUAGUUUAAGUGGAUUGCCUUUGGUUAACAAUUUGAAUUAGCUUCAUCAAAAGACUGUAGAGGAUACAAUCAACAAACUUAAAAGCAAGGUCUUUUAUGCCAUAAUUACUAAAUGUUCAGCAGGAGAUAAGUCAUUUCCUAAAAUUGAUUCAGAUGAAGGAAAAGAUUAGAUUUUCAUUAUUCACCAAGGGCCAAAGGUCAUUAAAGUAGAUAUUGAAAACACCACUGUAAUAUAAUUAAAAUAAAAAAUAUACCAUAAACUCAACAUACCAACAAAUGUCCAGACUUUAAAUUACGGAGGUAAAUUAUUAACAGAUUCUUUACUCCUUAAGGAUUACAAUGUAUAGAACAAUUCAAAUUUGAAUCUUACAUUUAAAUUAAAUUAAGUGGUUAGUCAUGCUGAUAGUUACAAUUAUAACUUUUUUAUGCCUUGGCUUAAUCAUUUCGUAAAGUAGAGUGAAAAUGGAAUUAGACAAUUUAGAUGCAAUAUGCUCGUUCUGUUUGCUAAGGAAGAUCACCUCAAAUGGUCUCAUGUCAUUAGAUAAUAUUCAAAUAAUAAUCCUGCAGUUACUUUGGCUUCUGUUUCUUUGAUCAAAAAAUAUAGACUUAAUUAGAAUGCUCGUAUAGCUUUUGAGGAAGGGUUUCUUAGAUUGUUUUUUGAUUUGAUUAUCCAAAGUCCUUAGGUACCUGCUGCAUUUGAUAUUGGCUCAAUCUUUGAGUAUACAAGAUAGUGGAUUCAAUUUUUAAAUCAAGAAGCUGCUAAGUACAAGGAGGCUGAAAUUAAAUUGAUCGAAUACUAUAGAAAUCUUGAAUAUACUUGUUAGGUCACCUUAAGUCCCAUAGAAACUCCAGCCUUUCUAUCCUAAAAUUAAGAUGAUGAUGUAACAGCUUACUAAGUAGUCGAUUACAAUAUCCUAAAAGCAAAAUAAGAAACACAAGAAAAGCAUUCUAAUGGCAAAUUAUUGUCAGAAUUGAAUUUAAUUUAGGAUCCUAGAUUAGAAGAGCAAUUCAAAAUAAUCAAAUUCUUAGAAAAAGAAGAUCUCGCAUGGUUACCUCAAGUCGAGUUUAAAGACAGCAGAGAUCCUAAUUCAAUACCUGCUGAGUGGCAUAAGAAUGAAGAUUUAAAAAUCAAUAUUCUAAAGAUUCAUAGUUCAGUCGAAUUGAAAUAACACCCCACUGCUCCUGUUCUUACUAAGAACUCUUAAAAACAUUUAGUCAUCUACACAUCCAUGAACAAAGAUGUAGCCAAACCAGUUAAUUUGUUUGAUCCAAUAAGUGGCAUUGAAUAACCUGAAAAUCCAGAUUAAAUUGCCUAUAAUUAGGUCCUACCAAAUGCAAAGAUUAAUGCUGGAAAAGUUGAUGAUGAUGAUGAUGAUGAUUCUUCAAUCUAAUUGGUCACUCAAAUAACUGUUGAACCAGAGGAAGCUAUUAUUGUAUUAAUUGAUAUUUCUGGUUCCAUGGACGAGGAAUUCUAUAACAGUGAAGAUCUGACAAGAUUGGGUGUAGUUAAAGCUUUCUUCAAUGCCUUUGCAGACAGAACUAUGGCAUACAAUCUCAAAAAUGUUAUUUCACUAGCGUAUUUUGAUGAUAGAUACAUUUUAAAAUGUGGUUAUACCGAACUGUUCAUGUAAUUUAAGGAUUUGGUAAAUAAGGCUAAACCUUAAGGUAUGACAGCUUUAUAUGUGGCUCUCAAGAAUGCUAUUGAUUCCCUUUUAUAAUUUAAAAAGAAAUAUCCAAAUUGUAUAUUGAGAAUUAUUGCACUCACUGAUGGGGAAGAUAACAAAGGAAGAUAUAGUCCUGAAUUUAUUGCAUAAACAAUUGUUCAAAAUUAGAUUAUCCUUGAUUCCUUUGUUGUAUAUGAUAAGUGUGAUGGCUUAAAAUAAAUCACCAAGGCUGCAGGUGGACAAUGUUUCUGCCCUAAAACUAUAUAAGAAGGUUUGAAAUUAUUUGAGUAUGAAACCAUAUUGUCAGCUAAAAUAAGAAGAUCAUCAGAAUCUUUAACACCAGCUAAGGUUACUGCAAUCUUCCAAUAAGAUCCAAAAACAAUCUAAUUUGAUGUUUAACCAAGAGAUUUUGAAUUACCUUUGGAAUUAAAAAAACAAUCUAUCAACCCAAAACAAUUAGUUAGUAAAAUUAGUUCUGAUUCAUAAUAACUUAACUUAAUUGCUCCUCAUAAUUAUCUAAAAAGAGUGAUGAAAGAAUUGAUGAUUUAUGAAUAAAAACCUCAUCCUUUUGUCAAAGUGUUCCCAUGCUCUCAUGAUGUGUCCUUCUGGAAGAUUAUUAUGGUUGGUCCUGAGUAAACCCCAUAUUCAAACGGAAUUUAUAUUUUGUAUAUGAAGUUCCCUUAAGAAUUCCCAUUACAACCACCUGAUCUUAGAUUUUUGACUUCCAUUUACCACUGCAACAUCAAUAGCCAAGGAAGAAUAUGUCAUAGUAUCUUAGGCAGAAAUUAUACACCUGAUACAAAAGUCAUCUAGAUCUUUGAGGCAGUUUAUGGUAUUUGUUAAUAUUGACAUUAUUAGGUCUUCUCAUGACUCCUGAGCCUGAUGAUCCUUUAGAUACUACUAUUGCCUCUGAGUACAUGCAAGAUUUGAAGUUGUACCAACAAAAGGCAACUAAUCACACUCUUAAAUUCGCCAAGAGACCUAUGGAUGAAGUGUUGAAAGAAAUCCUUGGUUAGGUUGGGGAGGAAAAAGAGUUAAGCGAUGUCGAGUUAUAAGAGAAGACUAACGAAAUCCUGAAUUGGGUAAGCAGUGCCAGUAAACCAUAGUGAUUUAUGU
Messenger RNA from Paramecium octaurelia, 3529 nucleotides. Lineage: Eukaryota; Ciliophora; Oligohymenophorea; Peniculida; Parameciidae. The record is from the annotation of a GenBank genome assembly.